GUGACUGUAUGUAUAGCUAUAUGCAGUGCUAUUCAUGUAUUGACUGUAUGUUUGAAUUGAGAGUAAAAACAAAUUUGAAAAUAACAUCAAAGAAAGACUGAGAAGUGAUUGUAGUUUAAGACUUACCACUCAUUUAAAGCGAUAUAUGAGUAGAUAAUCGUUAUAUUUUACUAUUAUAAGAGACCAUUAGUUGAUGUCUAACUGUUAGACCAGUUGUCAAGUGAUAGCAAUCUGAAGAUAUAAUAGAAAUAAUCGCAACAAAUGGCAAAUAAUCCCAAAUUAAUAGUCAUUUCCAAUGGAGUGAACCAUUCGGUGCCAUCACUUCCAGACUCACCACCGAUUGAUGGCAACCAUCACUCCAAUGGAGACAUUGUCCUCAACGGUGACCACGAGUUCGAUGAUAUGCAGCGCACACCACAAGACGAUCGCAUCAAACGACGAGCUAAGAGGCCAUCGAAGUCGGUCUUCUUCACCAAUGGAUCCAUGAAUGGCAUGAAUGGGUCGGAUGAAGAGCAUCCAGUGAUCAAAGGUACAGGGUCACUCGACUCAUACCUGGAUCCGCUCGUCCCUAAGCCUACCAACGGAGCCAUGUCAAAAAGCUUACCAAAAAUAGUCGUCGAUCUCGAGGAAGGUUCGGAAGAGGACUCCCAAAGAAGGAGUUGCGUUGAGUGUAUGCUUUGCCACCACUUCUAUCCCUUCUGUGGCACCAAAGCGAGCACUGAUUGGUUGGUGGCAUCUCUUGUGAUGCCAUUCCUCAGCACUCAGUGGCCAGACAUAUGCGGUGCCGGUGGAAAGGGAACGUGGGGUAGACCUGGAAGUGAGUUGGUUGGAGUGGAGGAGGGGUUGGAAGACCCACACGAUCCCAACUAUGAUUCCGAUAGUGCGGACGUCUGCAAGUUUGAAGCGAUAACUCCUCCGCUCGAAGAGAAUGAAAUCGAGACCACUUUGACUCCCAUUUUGAGCGAAUACUUUGAAAAUGGAGACACCGAUGAAGUGGUGCUUUCUAUCGAAGAGAUCAAUUUGGGAGAGAAUUUGCAUCAAAUUCUUGUGAUAGCGGUUACACUUGCGAUGGAAAGGAAAGCCUCUAAUCGGGAGAUGACUUCUGUUCUCAUAUCUGACUUAUACGGACGUGUGGUUCACGAGGAGGACAUCGAACGAGGCUUUGAUAUAUUGCUUAAUAGUCUUCCGGAUCUAGUGUUGGACACACCGAACGCAUCGACUGUAUUGGGGAACUUCAUCGCCCGCGCGGUGGCCGACGAUUGCAUUCCUCCGAAAUUCGUUCAGCGAUACAAAGGAGUGGUUGAGUGCUCUCAGGCCCGUCUGGCCAUUGAACACGCGGACGUACUCCUCAGUAUGAAACAUGGCUUGGUCCGACUCGACAACGUCUGGGGUGUCAGCGGCGGCAUGAGACCAGUCAAGUACCUCAUCAAACAGAUCCAAUCACUUCUCAAAGAAUUUCUAUCUUCCGGAGACAUUGAAGAGGCCACCCGUUGUCUCCAAGAGCUGGAAGUCCCCCACUUUCAUCACGAGUUUGUUUACGAAGCAAUCGUUUUGAUCAUUGAAGACAUGGGCGAGAGAGCUAUGGAUCUCAUUUGCGCUCUUCUCAAGUCUCUCUCCUCUUCAGCGAUCGUCACUUUGGAUCAGUUGAGAAAUGGCUUUUAUCGUGUAUUCGAGGAGAUGCAUGAGAUAUGCAUUGAUGUGCCGCACGCCUACACUAUUCUCGAGAAGUUUGCACUCAAGUGUCAGAAGGAUGAGUUCGUGCCCAACGAUGUCCUCAAGAACUUGCCGUCGAGGGGACGAAAGCGCUUUGUGUCCGAAGGAGACGGCGGACGGGUUAAGGACGACGUCUACUGAGUUUGUGACCAAAAGACAAGACAUAAUCUAUAUCUCAAAAAAUGCAUAAAAUUAUCUCUUUAUAUAACUUUUGCCAAAUCCUAUGAUAUAAUUGUCGUAAUUAUCCUAUAAUUUGAAAGCUUUUUUGGGAUAUAUUUCGGUUUUUGUGUUUUUUAAUUGAUAUAAUUUUCUUUUUGAUUAUUUUUCGGUCAUUUAAUGAAAAAAUUCACUUAAAAUUAGAAAAACAAAAUAAAAAAAUCAAUUAUUAUAUAAAGCAUUAAAAGAUGAGAUGAUGUCUGAAUGUAAUGAGUGCUCAAAAUGACUGCUAAUUCGCUGACUUCUGUCGAUAAGAGUAGAGAACGGAACGGAUAAACGUUUUCGUGAAUUUACGGUACAAUUCAUUUCAAUUUGUAAUCUUAUAUAUGAGACAAAUGUUUGAACAUUAGAUUUCGAUUUAAAUUGUAUAAAACAACAAAUUAUAAUUAAUAAACACAUUGUCUUUUUCGAUAAUGUUGUGGAAAAUCAAUAAAAACUGUUAAAAGUGUAUA
Oppiella nova is the source of this 2381-nucleotide messenger RNA. The record is from the annotation of a GenBank genome assembly. NCBI's taxonomy places the organism in Eukaryota, Metazoa, Arthropoda, Arachnida, Sarcoptiformes, Oppiidae.